UGAAAAUCUCAAUUCAUUUUUAUUUAAAUUUGAUCUUUGGAUAUUUAUGAAGUCAUGACUAUAAAGACGAUACAACCAAGUGAAUAUUAUGAUCAGGAUCAUGGAGGACAGAUUCCUGUAUUUCGUCCAACAAUGGAAGAAUUCAAAGACUUUUAUGCUUUUAUGGAAGCUAUUGACAGUUAUGGCAAAGAGGCCGGCAUUGUAAAAGUGAUUCCUCCCAAAGAAUGGACUCGAAAAUUACCACCUAUUGAUAAAAAAUUGGAACAUGUUCGAGUACGAAAUCCAAUUAUUCAACAUAUUAUGGGCUGUCAAGGUAUUUAUCAACAAACAAAUGUGGAGAAAAGAAGACCUUAUACACUCAAUCAAUGGCAUUCCCUUUGCCAAGAAGAUGAUCACAAACCACCUGACUUGACAACCGAUCGUGCUUCCAGACCUAUUUCACUAAAUAAAAAAAGACGUCGAUCUCAACAUUCUGAUCAUAUCCGACAAAAACAGCAACAACAACAACAACAGAAUGAUUCAAAAAUACGAUCAUCACAUCCUCCUCCUUUUACAAACACUCGAUCAAAAACAAAAGGAUCUACAACAAUAACUCAUUUACAUUCACCUCCUCCUUCACCAGAUCUCUCCAAACGAACUAAACGGGAAAUACAAGCGGAUGAAAUUGCUUUAGCUCAAUCUGAUGAACCUAUGCCAGUGACCUUUGAUGUACAUGGACACAAUGAAGAUAUCUAUACGGAUGACUAUUGUAAAGAAUUAGAACGAGUUUAUUGGCGAAAUCUCACAUUUACUCAACCUAUGUAUGGUGCUGAUAUGACAGGAACAUUAUUCGAUUCUACAGUGAAAUCAUGGAAUGUUAACAAACUCGACAAUGUUUUGAAUCAAAUUGGUGUGACUUUACCAGGUGUGAACACUCCUUAUUUGUAUUUUGGUAUGUGGAAGGCAACAUUUCCAUGGCAUGUGGAAGAUAUGGAUCUUUAUUCUAUCAAUUACUUACAUUUCGGUGCUCCAAAGCAGUGGUAUUCUAUUCCUGGGUCACACAGCAAAAAGUUCGAAAGUGUUAUGCAAACUACUUUUUUCCAACAAUCAAAAAUUUGUCCUGAAUUCUUACGACACAAAACUCAUAUUGCAUCACCCAAGUUUUUAGCAAAUAAUGGUAUCCCUGUUUAUCGAUGUGUUCAACAUGAAGGUGAAUUUAUGAUCACUUUUCCUUUUGGUUAUCAUUCUGGUUAUAAUCUUGGUUUCAACUGUGCCGAAAGUGUUAAUUUUGCCUUAUCAUCAUGGUUGGAAAUUGGACGACAAGCAAAAGCAUGUACUUGUAUCAACGAUAGUGUUACUAUUGAUAUGACCAUCUUUGAUUCUACGAAAUCAGCAUCACCAUCUAAAGAAGAUAAUAAUGAAUCUGUAUCAACAACAAUAUCAUCAUCAUCACCACCUCCAACAAUGAUACCUCCAUUGCCUUCUUCAAAAAAACAACGAAAAACUCCCACUUCUGUAUCUCUUCGAUUGACCCAGGAUAAGUCAUGCGUAUUAUGCCCAAGCCAAUAUCCGGCUGAAAUGGAAACAACAGAAGGACGUCGUGUACAUCAAUUAUGUGCCGAAUAUAUCCCUGAUACUUACUUGGAAAAACUACCAAAUGGAAAAUGGAUUGUCCAUGGUAUCAAAAAUAUCCCUCCUGCUCGUUGGAAAUUAUCUUGUCUUUAUUGUCACGUAAAUAAAGGUGCUUGUAUUCAAUGUUGCUUUGGAAAAUGUUGUAGAUCCUUCCAUGUAUCUUGUGCAAAAGAAUCUGGUGCUACUAUGGAACAUAAACUAGCUUCUGAUCAAUCAUCUGUGGCCUAUGAUGCCUAUUGUCCUUUACAUGAUCCAAAACUGAAAGAAAAAAAGCAACUUGAAAAGGAACAAUACAUCAAAACAAUGACAGCAACACUCUAUAUUGGAAGACCCGUUUAUGCCAAAUGGAGAGGUGGUGGAUUAUACAAAGGUUUAGUAGAAGAUCAUGUUGUACAGCGUAAAUCAAGUAGAAUCAAGUUUGAAGACGGUAUUUCUCGAAUUGUUACGUGGAAGAAUAUUAGUUUGACUAUCUAAUUGUGGACGCCUUCUAUUCUCAUUGUCAUAUAUACUACAUUCAUAUCUUGCUCUCAAUUAUCAUUAUACAUAUUAUUUUCAACAUUUUACAUAUUAUUAUUUUUUAUUACUUCUUGUACGUACAUUAGCCACUUCAUUUUCAUAUUUUUUUUUUAUUUAUUUUCUUACUAUAUAUAUUUUCCCCUAUCUCAUCAUUGUAUAAAUAAAAAUAAUGCAUUGACUCAUUCUCCA
Halteromyces radiatus is the source of this 2316-nucleotide messenger RNA. Its product is annotated as JmjC domain, hydroxylase-domain-containing protein. Bases 55 to 2085 code for a protein of 676 amino acids. Gene Ontology annotation, molecular function: histone H3K36 demethylase activity; histone H3K9 demethylase activity. Gene Ontology annotation, cellular component: nucleus. NCBI's taxonomy places the organism in Eukaryota, Fungi, Mucoromycota, Mucoromycetes, Mucorales, Cunninghamellaceae. The transcript is spliced from 9 exons. The record is from RefSeq and is a predicted model, not a curated record. Gene Ontology annotation, biological process: chromatin remodeling.